Messenger RNA from Dermatophagoides pteronyssinus (European house dust mite), 1619 nucleotides. Its product is annotated as protein Wnt-7b-like. The record is from RefSeq and is a predicted model, not a curated record. Gene Ontology annotation, molecular function: cytokine activity; frizzled binding. Gene Ontology annotation, biological process: cell fate commitment; canonical Wnt signaling pathway; neuron differentiation. NCBI's taxonomy places the organism in Eukaryota, Metazoa, Arthropoda, Arachnida, Sarcoptiformes, Pyroglyphidae. Gene Ontology annotation, cellular component: extracellular region.
CAGAACUUGCUCCAGAAAAAAAAUCAACAACAACAACAACAAAAUUCAAUCCAAAUUGAUUGUAAAUUAAAUGGUGGAUAAAAACAUAUCCGAUUUUGAUGGAAACUUAAUUAUGUUCACCAUUCAUCAAAUUAAUGUCAAAAAUUUUAAUUCAAUAUUUUUACUUUAUUUGAUCAGUACAUUAUCAUUGAAUUUACCAUUGUGUUUAUGUCAAAAUAUGAUCUGUCAACGGAUACCGAAUCUAAAUGUACAACAAUUAAAAAUUUGUCAAAAAAGUCCGGAAAUAUUAUCAGUAAUAAGGAAAGGUAUACAAAUUGCACUUUCCGAAUGUCAACAAUUAUUUAAUAAUCGUAUACAAUUACAUCCAUCAUGGAAUUGUUCAACAUGGAUACAGAAUUCAUUAAAUCGUUUAUAUGUUAAUAUAACUGAUAUUAAUAUCAAAGGCACAAAAGAAGCAUCAUUUGCACAUGCAUUAUUUGCCGCUGCCGUUGUUUAUACAUUAAGUGAAGCAUGUACGCGAAGUAAUUUUCCAUAUUGUUCCUGUAGAUCUUUAAAAAAAGAUUAUAACCAAAUCGAUUUGUUUGAUAUUACUGAUUAUUCUUCCUCAUCAUCAUCAUCCUCAUUUUUCACAACAUCAUCAUCAUCUAAUGAAGAUAAUUUAUUGCAAUCAUCAACAAAUGAUUUACAUUCAAAUCAAGAAUGGAAAUGGAAUGGUUGUUCACAUAAUAUACAAUUCGGUGUAGAAACAGCAAGAAUUUUUCUUGAUUCAUCCGAACAUCAAAUUAUGUCACCAUAUUCAUUAAUAAAUUUACAUAAUAAUAAUGUUGGCCGUAAGAUUAUUCGUGAUGGCCUAAUAUAUCGUUGUCAAUGUCAUGGUUUUAGUGGAUCAUGUACAUUUCGUACAUGUUGGCAUACGAUACGUGGAUUUCGACAGGCAACACAAUUAUUAUAUAAUCGUUAUAUUGGUGCUAAAAUGGUAUCAUAUUCAUGGCUAAAUAAAUCAUUUCGACAAAAAUAUGAAAAACAUAUAAGAAAAAAAUCGAUAAAAUUAAAUCAAUUAAAACAAUUACAAAAAGCAUUCAUUAAUAUAACAUUAUUUGAUUUGAAUCAACCAAAUAUGAAUCGUUUGAAUGAUUUAAAUAUAAAAGCAAGUAAACGUGAUUUAAUCUAUAUUAAACCAUCAAUUAAUCAUUGUCAAACAAUAAAACAAUCAUCAAAUAAUCAAAUAUCAUCCAAACCAAAUGAAUCAUUAUUAUGUAUGGUUGGAACAAAUACUUCCAUCAUUAAUGAUAUUGAUGAAAUAAAAAAUCAAUAUCAACAAUGGCCACCGAUCGAAUCGUGUGAUAAACUUUGUUGCAAUUCAGGUUAUCGUAAACGAACAAGAUUGAAAACAUAUAAAUGUGAAUGUGUAUUUCAAUUCUGUUGUUCAAUUGUAUGUAAAUCAUCGUGUUCAACAUUAACCACCGAAUAUGAAUGUAAUGAUAUUAAUGAUAAUAAAAAACAAUGAAAAACUUGUAACAUUAUAAUUCACAUAAUUGAUUAAUCAAUCAUGUUAAUUAUUUCAUAGGAUUCCAUUUAAUUUAUUGAUUCAUAACAAAACAGCAUCAUCACUUUUUUGU